AUUGUGCUGUUAAUUAACCUUAACCCACGAAAAUGGUGGAAAACUUGAUAAUUUUUGGAACUUUAGUAUCAUCGACAGGAUUGAAUAGUUUGGAGGUAGUUCCUGGUUAUCUGAUUAUUGAAGAUGGCAAGAUUAUCCGUAAGGGAACAUCAAGAGAAUUCGUGAAGCUCGAAGCACAGGACGCCUUUAGGGGUUUUCACAUAAUAAAAUUGCAGAGCGAUCAGUUCCUGAUGCCAGGUUUUGUUGAUUGCCACACACAUGGCCCACAGUUUCCCAAUCUUGGUCUAGGUUUGGACCGCCCUCUGCUAGAAUGGCUGGAAAAAUACACAUUCCCUCUAGAAAGCCAAUUUGCAGCAACUGAAUAUGCCAGUAAUGUUUACUCUCAAGUAGUGCGCCGACUACUGACCAAUGGUACUACGACAGCAUGUUACUUCGGUUCACUUGAUCUUGGUGGAACAAUGGAGCUAGUGAAAAGCGCUGUGAAUCUCAGACAACGAGCUCUCAUUGGCAAGGUCAGCAUGAAUAUGAAGAACCAAUCCGGUUACUACAAUGAUACUGAAAGAGAAGUGGAUGAUAGUACAAAAUUCGUUGAGAAAGUUCUUGCUUUCGACAAUGACCUGAUUUCCCCCGUCAUUUCUCCGCGAUUCGCACUUAGUUGCGACAAUGAGCUGAUGAAGAAACUUGCGGAGCUAGCGGCAAAAUAUAACUGCCACAUCCAAAGCCACAUUUCGGAAAAUGUAGAAGAAGUGAAUGAAGUACUUAGACAAAAUCCUGGCUGCGUGAACUACGCCGAAGUAUACGAUAAGUGCGCUAUUCUUACCAACAAGUGCAUCAUGGCGCAUGCUGUGCAUCUGACGGACGCUGAGAUCGAUCUGUUGAAGAUUCGCGAGGUGGGAAUCGCGCACUGCCCCGCGUCCAACACCCGCUUGCGCUCUGGCCUCUGCCCCGUACGCAAGCUGAUUAACCACGGCCUUAGAGUUGGCCUUGGCACUGAUGUUUCCGGGGGUGACAGUGCGUCUAUCCUGGACGCCAUACGCCGCACAAUGGAUGUCUCCACUCACCUGGAGCUACAGCACGGAUUGCACCGCGCUAUCAACUGGAAGGAAGCCUUCUAUCUUGGCACUCUCGGUGGAGCUAAAGCUCUGAGCCUAGACCACAAAAUAGGCAGCCUGGAAGUAGGAAAAGAGUUUGACGCACUAGUAAUCAACGUGUUUGCGACGGGAGGUCCUAUCGACAAUCACCCCAACACCCUGGAGGCUACGAGUAAUGAGUACAAUGAAGGCCUAGUGCAACGUUUCUUGUACACCGGGGACGACCGUAACAUUACGCAGGUGUAUGUCAAGGGGCACCUCGUUAAGAACGGGUGGACCGUUGUGUAAGCUCGCCAUAUGACAAUGAUGAUAAAUGGCUAACCGUGUGACGAUGCUGACCUUCUUCAUCGUCAUCCUACCUUUUAACCCCUCACACGUUCUGAUGAGACUCGCGGUGUCCCUGACAAUUUUAAUAAACAUUUUUUUUAAUUUGAAUAAUUUUAGGAAAUGAAACUAUUCUUCCGAAUUUAAGUCGCGUAUAUUUGUUUUUUUAAACAAACCGACGUUUCGGACCCUU
Hyposmocoma kahamanoa is the source of this 1608-nucleotide messenger RNA. Its product is annotated as guanine deaminase-like. Gene Ontology annotation, biological process: guanine catabolic process. The transcript is spliced from 8 exons. Gene Ontology annotation, molecular function: zinc ion binding; guanine deaminase activity. The coding region runs from base 33 to 1379 and encodes 448 amino acids. Lineage: Eukaryota; Metazoa; Arthropoda; Insecta; Lepidoptera; Cosmopterigidae. The record is from RefSeq and is a predicted model, not a curated record. Gene Ontology annotation, cellular component: cytosol.